Molecule: messenger RNA, 731 nt
Organism: Rotaria sordida
Lineage: Eukaryota; Metazoa; Rotifera; Eurotatoria; Philodinida; Philodinidae
Source: the annotation of a GenBank genome assembly
AUGUCUGCUGGUCCAUCAGUUGGAAAUAGUAAUGCUCUAAUAGUACCAAUAUAUGAUAAAAUUCCUUUAUCCCAUUUACUUGAUGCCGCUGUACAAAAAACUUAUCAUGAAUUAUACACAAUGGCAGAUGUUUUGCAUGGGAAAUCAAUUUUGGAACGAAAAAUAGAAUUAAUUAAAUUUGCUUGUCGUGCUAGACAAUUAUUUAUACGAAUUUUAGCAGUUGUUAAAUGGGCAGCAACAACAGGAAAAGUGACUGCAUGCGAAGAUAUACAAAAUUUUCUUGAACUUCGUGCUCGAUUAAUACGUGAAACAUCUGAUUCAUUAGCUCAACUUGCACGUGAAAAACUUCUUGAAGCUCGAGUACCUAAUUUUCCCGUAACAGAUACUAUUGAUGCAAUGACACUUGGUUCUGUGAAUUUUUUGCCUAAACGAAUUGCAGACGUCAUAACAACUUUUACACCUGCUACUGAAAGUGAACGUCAACAAAUUUUACCACGUCUUCAACAAAUUCUUGCAGCAAGAAUAUCAACAUCGGAAUUACCUAUUCAAUUUACUACUGUAAUAAUUAAAAAUGGACUAGUAACAUUGACAGUUGAUAGAGAAUUUGAAGUUAAAUUAGGAAUUACAAAUGAUAAUCUAUCAUCUCCAUGGCGUCUUUAUCAAACAAAAUUAUUUUUACAAGAUCCAGAAGAACCAGGUAGGAAAUUAAAUAGAUUUUAUUUUUAAUCCUU